Histoplasma capsulatum G186AR is the source of this 861-nucleotide messenger RNA. RefSeq lists its product as uncharacterized. The transcript has 7 exons. Lineage: Eukaryota; Fungi; Ascomycota; Eurotiomycetes; Onygenales; Ajellomycetaceae. The record is from RefSeq and is a predicted model, not a curated record. The coding region runs from base 1 to 861 and encodes 286 amino acids.
AUGUCUGUCACAUCAGUAAAAGUGCAGACGACCGGGAGUGGUUGUGGAUUGCGAGGCACUAUGUACCACAGUAACGAAAUCAACUGCUAUGGAUGUAACAGUACACACACGGGCGGGAACAAGAUGGGCUGGAACAGGAAGAGGAGAACGAACUAUCUUUCGGAUGCCACCAGGCCACCAGCGUUAAUUGUUCAAAUGGUCAAAUUUCGUCAAUUUGUCAAUGGGGUCUCCUCGUCCAGCUGUUGGAGUUGCCCGUGGGCCGGCCAACCGGCUCUGGCCGCACAGUGGCAGGGGAGUACAGCCAUGUCUAACUCUACUUCUUUCUCGUCGAUACGCAAGUGCAUUUAUUAUUUCUUAUACCCAUUUCUUCGUGAUGGACACCUACGCUGUAUCCGAUAUCAUCUUCCUGUCUGCCCUGUUGAGAUAUAUUAUCGAAUUAAGAAACUGACAGCAUUCCCCCCUCCAAAAUAUCAUGACCGAAUGAUUCGUCCAUCCCAGCUCAUCAACCUCGUGCUCCUCUAUCCCAUCGAACGAGUCUGCGCUCUGGAACUCGCGGAAACCGCCGAAGAUGAACUGCCACCACUCAAUCAACUGCAGAAAAAUAUAGUGAGGAGAGGUAUCACUGGUUUGCAACUUUGCCAAAACGACAACCCCUUGGUUAGUAGCAUGGCCGGUGUGCGUAAUGAUGAGCGAGACGCAAGCAAUGACUUAAAUUUCCAGAACAGAAAGAAGAGCCCGAAAACGUUCGAAAAGCUGGCCGGCACGGAGACACUCAACAUAAAGGGCGAUACGAGACAUCAAACCUGCUGGAAGUCCUUCUAUGAAGACGAUAUUGCCGUAUAUAAUGAUGCCCGCGACUGA